CAGAGCUGUCGGCUUCAACUUCACCCAGAUCACGGAAAUGAAUUCAGUUUGGAUCUCACGUCUGCUGGUUUUCAUGUCUGCCCUGCCACGUGUGCUCUGUGGUGCUGAUUCAAAUUCGCUUUGCAAAAGUAACCGUCCAGAGCUAGAUCUGCAAUCCGUCAUCGACAAUCUCAUCCAGCAACAGAGAAAGCUCUGCACGUAUCAGUGCCUGACGAACGAAGAGAAGAACAGUGUCAAAGCUCUGAAGAAUCAAGUGGAGAAUGUCACUAAUCUCUUAUUUCAUCCUCCACUGAUCUAUAACAACAAGAAAUACGUCAUCUCCAAGGUUACUUACCAAAGUUCUGAUGAAGCCAUGACAUACUGCACGGCUUUUGGCGGCUACCUGGCCGAAGUUGACGACAAAAACGAAUACGCGGCCCUUCAAAAGUUCGUAGUCAGCACACCUGGUGUAGACAUGGUGCUCAUCGCAGGGACUGACGCUUCAAAAGAAGGAACCUGGAAAUUUCAACGCACUUUAGCGCCUAUGCCAGUCUUAGAUUGGUGCGCGGGUCAACCUGAUGACAGGAAUGUAGAAGACUGCAUGACCUUGUGGAAAUCAUACGGCACUAAAAUGAACGACAUUGGAUGUGAUUUCAGAAGUGCUGAUUACAGAUUUAUGUGUGAGCUACCUAAAGUUAACUAAGAGACCACUGGUCACUUUCUUUCCCUUUUUACUGUAUCUUUGAUUUAAAAAUACAAAUUUUAGGUACAUCUGUUAAAUAUUUGAUAAAGCAUAUUGUUAAAUGUCUUAGUCUGUAACAAAAACAUUGUUGAAAUAAAAUAUUUCAGGCAAUGUAA
This is a messenger RNA of Biomphalaria glabrata, 837 nucleotides long. Its product is annotated as C-type lectin 37Db-like. NCBI's taxonomy places the organism in Eukaryota, Metazoa, Mollusca, Gastropoda, Planorbidae. The transcript has 2 exons. Bases 38 to 682 code for a protein of 214 amino acids. The record is from RefSeq and is a predicted model, not a curated record.